Molecule: messenger RNA, 1572 nt
Organism: Dictyostelium purpureum
Lineage: Eukaryota; Evosea; Eumycetozoa; Dictyosteliales; Dictyosteliaceae
Gene: ABCG25
Exons: 4
Cellular component (GO): membrane
Molecular function (GO): ATP hydrolysis activity; ABC-type transporter activity; ATP binding
Source: RefSeq, a predicted model, not a curated record
AAAAGCUUAUUAAAAAAUAUUAAUGCAAUUAUUAGACCAGGUGAAUUAUGUGCAAUUUUAGGUGGCUCUGGUAGUGGUAAAACAACUUUGUUAAAUACUCUCUCGGGAAGAUAUGUAAAGAGUGAGAUGAAGGUAAAAGGUGAUAUAUGCUUUAAUAGUUUUAAUCCAUCACCAGAUUUAAUUCGUAAAACUGUUGGCUAUGUAAUGCAAAAAGAUUAUCCUUUACCCAAUCUAACAGUUAGGGAAACUUUGGUAUUUUCUGCUUUAUUAAGAUUGCCUGCAUCCAUUCCAAAAGAAGAAAAGUUAAAAAGGGUCGAAAGUAUUAUUAGUGAGUUAUGCCUUAAGGACUGUGCUGAUACCAGAGUAGGUGGUAAUGGUAAACAUGGUAUAUCAGGUGGUGAAAAAAGACGUUUAUCUGUAGGCUGCCAAUUAUUAACUGAUCCAUCAGUAUUGUUCCUUGAUGAAAUUACAACUGGGUUAGAUAGUUCUAUAGCAUUUGAAUUAAUCAAAACACUUUCAAAAAUAGCCCGUAUUCAAAACCGUACAAUCAUUACAACUAUUCAUCAGCCACAGGUUUCAAUUUUUAAAAUAUUUGAUAAAGUAAUGUUAUUAUCCAAAGGUAGAUUGGUGUAUAAUGGUCCAAGUAAUGAAAUGGUUGGUUAUUUUUCGACAAUAGGUUACCCAUGUCCAAAAUUAGAAAACCCUGCAGAUUUUUUUAUAGAUAUUUGUUCAGUAGACUAUAGAAAUCAGGUAUUAGAAAAUGAAUCAACUCAAAGAUUGGAUCAAUUGGUAAAUAGUUUUCAAAUAUCGGGAUCUUUUUCAAAUUUAAAAAAAAAAAUCGAAGAGGUAAAUAAUAUUGGCAAUAAAAACCUUUCAGAUCAGCAAAAAGAUAACUCCAAACCAUUUUAUUAUACAAUCCCAAUUUUAUCGAAAAGGGCAUAUAUCAAUCACUUAAGAGACGUGGAUGCAGCAAUCACUAGAGUAUCGCAAGUGGUAUCUUUUGCUAUAAUGCUUGCAUUAUGUUUUUUAAGAAUUGAUAGAGAUCAAAAUGGUAUUCAAAAUACCGUAGGUUUCCUAUAUCAGUCAUUAUCUUUAAUUUUUGUUUCAUUAUUAAGUUGCAUUGCUUUAUUUCCAACAGAAAGAAAUUUAUUUUAUCGUGAAAGAAAUGAUGGGUUAUAUUCGACAUUUUCAUUCUUUUUUUCCUACAUGACAUUAGAAAUACCAUUUAAUAUAUUUGGAUCAUUGGGAUUUUCAUGUAUCACAUAUUUUGUACUAGGUUUAAAAUUAGAAGCAGAUUCUUUUUUCAUUUUCUUUUUAGUGGUAUUUCUUUUAACAUUUUGUGGUGAAUCAGUAGGACUAUUUGUAUGCUCUAUGUUUUAUAAUAUAAACUUGGCAACAACCAUCGCAAAUAUCAGUUUAUGUUUAUUUAGUAUUCUCUCUGGAUUCUUUAGACCAACAGCUCAAAUGCCCUCCAUCCUCCGAUACUUUAACUAUGCAUUACCAACAAAAUGGGCAAGUGAAGUUUAUUCCGCAAACGAAUUAAGAGGAAGAACUUUUUCAUGCCCAGGCUCU